This is a messenger RNA of Cladocopium goreaui, 842 nucleotides long. NCBI's taxonomy places the organism in Eukaryota, Dinophyceae, Suessiales, Symbiodiniaceae. The record is from the annotation of a GenBank genome assembly.
GUAUUCGGCUGCAGAGCACCACGGCAGUCCUGGGCCGUGACAGCUACGGGGGCAUCAUGGACUGCGCCAAGUCCAUGCUGCGACAUGAAGGUGUUAGAGGCCUUUGGAAGGGAUAUGCUUCACCAACCUUCACAGUUGGUGCUAUGAAUGCCAUGCUAUUCUUGACCUACGAAGCGACCAUCAGAUAUCUCAGAGACCCUGCAAAGGAUCCCAAUGAGGACCCGGAUUUGCGGAGCGUCUUUCUGGCCGGCUGCGUGGCCGGCUCGGGGAGUUCGUUCAUCAACACACCCACGGAGCUGGUGAAAUGCCUGGCACAAACGAACUUGAAAAAUAAGGGCACGCUGAUGGAGGAAUGGCAAAUUGCCCGACGCCUGGUCCGAGAGCAUGGCUUCUUUGGCACCCGCGGCCCCUGGCGAGGCAUUGAGAUCACGAUCAUUCGAGAUACACCGAGCCAAGGGCUCUAUUUUCUGCUCUACGAAAGCAUCACUCGGACCUUUGGCAAAAGCGAAUUCUCCACCUUCUUGGCUGGCGGAAUCUCAGGUGCUGCUGCUUGGGCAUCCACUUACCCCAUUGACGUGAUCAAGACUCGCUGGACUACCUCUGCCUGUGGUGUUUAUGGUGGCCUCACCGAUUGCAUCGUGACAACGAUGCAACAAGGUGGCUGGAGGGUCUUCCUCAAUGGCUUCGGUGCCACCAUGGCGCGAGCCUUGCCGCAGCAUGCUGUGGUCUUUUCCACGUAUGAACUGAUCAAAAGCACUCUGAACGAAUGAUGCGUAGCGCGCAGUCUGCACGUUUCUGAACGAAUGGGUUGGGGGUGUAUCUCAGUCAUCUCAAACACACGA